Molecule: messenger RNA, 7492 nt
Organism: Schistosoma intercalatum
Lineage: Eukaryota; Metazoa; Platyhelminthes; Trematoda; Strigeidida; Schistosomatidae
Source: the annotation of a GenBank genome assembly
ACUUGCCAACAUUUAAGAUGAUGUUACUCAAAAGGAAGAAAAACAAAACAAAACAAAACCAAGAAAAAAACUUGAAUAAAAUCUCCUCAAAAAAAGGUUUCAACAAACAAACAAACAAACAUUUUCAUUAUCAAUUAAAUCAAUGAAUUGGAUAGUUUAUUUGAACCAAACCUUUUUACUAACUAAAGAUAAUCUCGUUUAAUGGAACUUUAUCAUUACAUAUAUCGAAUAAGAAUGUCUUCCGUUUAUUUAUUAUUUGAAAGGACAGUACCAAAAAUAAUAUUUGAUUAAAUAAUAAUUCAGAAACUGGGAUUUUCAAGGAACCAUUAAUCCAUCCAUUAUAAUUGAUCGUAAACAAUAAACAAUAACAAUAGCAGAUUAUUCAGAUAAUGAUGACUUUAAUAUAUCAAUAUCUAAUUCUAAUGAUUCAGUUUAGAAUAGGAUUAACUGUGUAUAGAAAUGAAAUAGAUCCUAAAAAGAAUAUGAUCAAACCUGUCAUAACUCAUUCACCAUCAGAUGUAUUUUCAACAGAUAGUAUACUUGAAUUCACAUGUCAAGCUACUGGUUAUCCAAAACCUAAUAUUGUAUGGUAUGAUGCAAUUAAUGGUAAACAAGUUAUUGAUGAAGUACCAAGUAGUGGAACAACAUCUGGUAUACAUGUUAAUCAACAUUAUGGUAAACUUUUAAUUUCUAAUCCUGAAAGAGGUAAAUUAUAUUCAUUUUAUUGUAAUGCUUCAAAUUCAGCUGGAUGGACAAUAAGUCAACCUCCAGUACGUGGUGGUACAGUUUAUAUAAGUUCUCAAUUUAAACAAAUACCAGUGGAUAAAACUGUGCAUGAAGGUGAUAAGGUUGUAAUGGAAUGUAUACCUCCAAUAGGAUUACCUGAAGUUAAGGUUUAUUGGUUAAAAAAUAAUAAUUUGAUUUCUGCACAAAAUGGAGUAAAACCUAGGAAUAAUAUCUCUGUGAUAAAUGAAUUCAAGUCUAAUAUUGAAAUAUCAAUUGACGGAAGUUUGCACAUAAAUCCUGUCACUAUUAAAGACAGUGGAACAUAUACUUGUGUGGCAUCUAAUAACGCCGGUGAACAAGUUUCUCCUUCAGCCUAUCUAAUGGUUAAAUCACGUACUCGAUUUCUGGAAACACCUGUAGAUAUUAGGGUCAAGAAAGGACGUGAUAUAAAACUGAAAUGUAAAGUCCAAGGCAAUCAUGUUGUUAAAUGGAAACGAGGCCCUGGGGAAGAACCAAUAGAUCCAAAUCGGGCUGAAUUGACUGAAAGUUAUCUCCUUAUUAGAAACGCUCAGAUUUCAGACUCUGGUACAUAUAUUUGCACUGCUGCUGGAGGUAUUGAAGCUGAUGCCACGGUCAUAGUUGAUACACCACCAGCAUUUUCCGUCACACCAGAUGAUCUGACAGUUAACGAAGGAGAAACUGCAGUGUUUCAUUGUGUAGCAGCGGGGCAUCCAUUGCCAGCAAUUUAUUGGGAGCUUCCGGAUAAAACACCCAUUUUUCCCGGUGACCAAACAAUAAAUGAAUUUCAUAAUGGCAAACAUUAUUUAACUCCUGAAGGAAGUUUAGAAGUUAGAGAUGUCAGACAAAAAGAUUCUGGUAAAUACCAAUGCACAGCGCAUUCAUCUAUCGAUACAAUUCAUACGAGUGCAACAUUGCACGUCAUUAACCUGUCUAAGAAAAAGCUGGAUUCAUCGAAAGAUGUAUAUUCACUUUCUGAAAACGAACCAAGACAAUUUUCUCCAUCUAAUUUUCAUUGGCUGUCCCCUAUAAUUGGACUUCCACCUGCAAACCAAACACGAACCGUCGGUGAGAUAGUCACAUUGGAUUGCGAACUGGCAUUAACUAGGGGCCUGCCUGAAUCUUUGGCAUCAACACUGCCUUACUCAGACUUAUCUGACUGGUCUAUUGGAUGGUAUAGGUCUACGAAGGAUGGUGUAAAGGAAAAUAUAGACAUCUCAAACCCGCCUUAUGAUCAGCGUUACACUUUGCUUCCACGAGGUAGCCUUCAGAUAUCAAAUUUACGAACAGAAGAUUCUGGAAAUUACACAUGCAUUGCAAAUUCAGUUAUCAAACCUUACUUAGAUGGUAGUUCGGUGUCAUUUACUUUGCAAUCUAACUGGACCUCUUACUUAGAUGUUGUACCUGAAGAAUCACCGGCAACGGUAUCUAUUAGCAACGAAAGUCCUCUUCCUCCGCCAGAAAACCUAAAAGCUACUAAUGUGACGUCAUCGACUGUCAUACUAGUUUGGGAUCUACCAUUUCCCCCACUUCUCUCACAAGAAUUCACACAAGGUAACCCAAUGAAAUCUCAUCAGAUUACCUAUUGGGUUGAGCUCUAUAGACCUGAUAGACCAACAGAUGGAUGGAUAGUGGUUGAAAAAAAUUGGCACGCUCAUACUGUACAGUUAGGAGGAUUACAACCAGAAACUAUAUAUUAUUUUUUAAUUAGACCUCGUUGGAAUGAGGGAAGAGUAGGUUGGGCUAGCGCUCCUCUGGGUCCAGUUUUAACUCUAAAAGAACAAGUUGUAAGUCAUCAAGAGAGUCAAUUAUCGGACAGAGAAGCUUUGAAGUCCUUUAAAAAUGUUAACUUAAUACUACAACAUUUGUAUCCACUUUCACCUAAAAGGGUGCGAGUUAGCUGGUCCAUUACAGAAGUUCUCCCUGUACUAUCAAUGGUAAAAGGUUAUUCUGUUUAUCACAGAGAAGUCCCCUUGAUGCAGUGCAUUUCAAACAAACUGGAGGGUAUGUACUCAGAUGCAACUGGACUAACAACGAAGAGUGGAGAAAGAAUGUACUGUAGCAUAAAAUCUACCACUUCUAUAGAUUCACAUUCUCUGUUUCGUCUUGAAACAAUGCAAAAUCUACAACAAAAUUUUAAGAAUAAACAAGAACAAGAAUUCAAUAACGCGACAUUGGACCCAUGGACGGUCAUUGAUAUCAAAGCUCAAUAUCAAAAAGAUAAGAAAUAUAGUGACAUUCACAACUCACUAACAAUCCAGGAAACUAGCCUUUUACGUGAUCUUGAAGCCUUUCGAUGUUAUGAAAUCAAAGUUAAAGCAUAUUCAUCUAACUCCUUGAUGGAAAAUAUUGAAAGUCGAGAAAGUAAUACUCUUAAAGUUUUAACUUUUGAAAGCUUCCCAAGUUCACCACCGGAUAGAAUAUUUGCUGUGUGGAUAUCUAACACAACCAUAGAACUCUCGUGGGAUCCACCACCUGUCAUCAAUUGGAACGGACUAUUAAUGGGUUAUAUAAUAUAUGUAUAUGACGAAGAUGCAAGUAACCAUCAAAGUUUCAAUUUAUCUUAUACUGAACAAAAGACAUUAAUUAAAGGAUUAACUGGAAAAACUAUAUAUUUUGUUCAAAUGGCUGCAGUUACAUGUAAAGGAAUUGGAGUACGAAGUGCACCUAUCCAAUUAAAGCCUGAUUUACGCAAAAAAGGAUUAGGCGUUGGUUGGGGUUUUGAUGUACAAACUGGUAAACUUUUACAAUUUAUGAGUAUUGAAAGAAAAGAAAAUAAUGAUAAAGGGGCAGAUUUUCUAAAUCAACCAUGGCUUAUUGUGACAAUUAUAUGCAGUUUACUAGUAUGGUGUGCUACUGUUACUCUAAUAACAUUUUGUUGUAGACAUCAACGUUAUCGAUUUAGAAAAUCUGUUGGUACUGUACUCAUAGCUAAUAAUUCACAAUGUGGUUCAGUAGCUGAUGGAUCUAAUAAUACUUGUACAAGUAUAAAUAAUUCCAUGAUUGAAAAUAAACUUUCUAAGAGUUCACAUCAUUUACAAAAAGAUCAUGUUCAAUUGGAACCAUUAUUAAGAUCAGAAACACCUAAUAUAGAAAAUGAUAAUUGUUUAGAAACUGUGGAUAAAGUGAAAUACGUGGGAUGGUGUCAAUAUCCGUCGACUACUCAAAAUCAAAGUUUACAUAACAUGACUAAUAAUUCUCAUAAUGAAUAUAAUAACAAAGAGUCUAAUGAUACUCAAUUCAAUUCAUUUAAUCCAACUCUAUUAGCCUUAACUCGUUCACCACAUCUAUCAAAUGAAACAAAUAAUGUUGGAUUAUAUGCUACAGCAGAAAAUAUUACAAAUCCAAAUGUACAUAAUAAUCAAUCUAAUCAUCUUGUACUUCAAAGACCAAAUACAUUAAUUCAUUUCACAAAUGAUUGUACAUCACGUACAUCCUAUUUAAGUUAUCAAUCUCAUAUAAUUUCACAAUCACAAAUAAAUACAAAUAUUCCUUCUAAUGGAUAUAAUAAUAUAGAUCAAACAUUUUGUGCAGUUACACGAAUUGGUUUAACUAGUUUACCUUUAAUAGCACCAAUAGCACCAAUUAAUAGUUUACAACAUAUCAAUGAUACAAUAUCAUCUUCUCAUUCAAUAUAUAAUUGUAAUGAAAAUAUACCACAAUUAACUGUAGCACCUUAUGCAACUGUAUCUCUUAUUCAUAAUACAAUGAAUACUACUAAUAAUACAUCAAUAAACAAUUGUCAUACAUCCAAUUUUUAUACUAUAAACAAUGGAGUUUAUGAUGAUGAUGAUGACAAUAAUAAUAUUGAUACACCUAGUGAAUUAACUUAUGAAUUUGAUGAAAGUUUAACACCUUCUAUAACUACAAAUAAUAAAAUCAAUUUAAAUAUUGAUUAUAAAAAGUGUAAUUUACAUCAAGCACAGUUACAAACUAAUCAAUCAUCAUAUACAAAUUAUACAAAUCCUUGUUGUCAAGCCAAUAAUAAUAAUAAUAUGAAUAAUGAAGAAAAUGGUAAUAGAUCACAAUUUUCUUCAUUAGGACAACAUGAUCUAGUUGAAUUAUCACAAAGACAAGAUCUAAGAAAUAAAUCGAAUUCUGUAACAUCUAGUAGUUUAACAAAUGAUGAUGAAAAAUCUUAUAGAUGGAAGAAAAUAACAAGUGAUAUAGUAACAAAUGAAUUUGAUAAUAAUUUAAUUACAACUAGUUCAAAUCAUUUACCUAUGAGUAAUUAUUUAAAACAAAAUCAUUCAAAGAUGAUCAUGGCAACAACAACAACGACAACAAUAAUGGCAUCGACGACAACAACAACAACCGUGGCAGGAACAACACAAUAUCAAAAUUCAUUUACAUCAAAAUGUGAAAAGAAUGAAGGAUACUUGUAUUGUUAUGAUGAUAAACAAAUAAUACCACCUCCACCGAAAUCACCACCACCUCCAGCACCAAAAUAUAAUCAUGAUAUUUAUGAUCAUAAUAAUAAUAGUAUGAUGAAUUAUCAAUGUUCACCAAGGAAAACAGAUAAACCUCAUGAAUUACCAAUAGAAUAUUCAUCUUCAUCAUCUUUAUCAUCAAUAACACAUACAACACAUUCAACUAUACCAAACAUGAAUGAAAAGAAACAAAUUCCACAAUCUAACCCAAUAAUAAUAACACCUAGUAAACAUAAUGAAACAGAAUAUCUAUUUAAUACAAAUCAUCAUAGUAAUAAUAAUGUACAAUUAAACAAUCCUAAAUCAUCUAUAAAUGAACAAAAUAUAUACUACUCAAAUUAUUGUAGUAGUGAUGAUGAUAGAGAAAAUCAUUAUAAUAUUUCUAAUAAUUGUUCUAAUCAUCCACAUCAUCAUCCUCCUCCUCCUCCUCAUCAUCAUCAUCAUCAACAACAACAACAACAACAGUAUCAAAAUCAAUCAUUGAAUACAUCAUUAUCAUUAGAUAAACAAUCAUUUAUACAAAGACCAAUAAUGUUAUUAAAUGAACAUGAAUUAACCAAUACUCCAUCAUCAACAUUUUGUAUAACAUUAAGUCCAGAAGAGCAUUCUAGUUCAACUUAUGCUCAAGUGUAUUAAACUUAUAUAUACAGUAAUCAUGUUAUUUGGUAAUUACAUGGUAUUUACAUUUUCCCAGUCUUUUCACACACACACACACACAUACACAUAAACACAUCAACACAGAAUGACAAUUUCAUUAAUUAGUGAUGUAAUCAUCAUUCCAAUUUCAUUAUUAUUGUAAUACCUAUUAGUUAUUAUUAUUAUUAUUAUUAUUAUUAUUAUUAGCUUGACUGUUUUAUUUGAUUCUUCUAUUAGUUGAAAAUCUAUUAUAUAAUUUCUCAGUUAGUUGUCAGGUGUCUAUUUGACAAGUUUAUCAUUUCAUUCACAAUGUAUAAACUUAUCUUUGUAUAAAUAUGAGCAAUUUUUCAAUCUUUUCAUUUAUUUGUUUACUUAUUAACUCAUUUUAUUGAUUGAUUGUUGUGGGUUUAUUGAUUUAUUUAUUUUUUUUGGCAUAGGAUAUUUCCCCCUCCCCUCCUCUCUAAAAUUGAGCUCAUAGUUACACAGUAUUCUUUAAAUAUUAUGUAAUCGUGAGUCGAUUUUUUUUAAAAAAAAAUUAAGGAUAUAAAUAAUGAUAGGGAUAUUCUAUGACUAUCAUAAUGUUGUUUUGUUUUCUUCUAUAAUAUUUAUUUAUCAUUUCAUUAUAAAUAUUUCUCUUUAGUAGGUUACUAAGAAAUUGUAUUCGUUUUAAGUAGAUGUAUUACACUGAAAUGAUUAUGCAAUCAUCAUCAUCAUCAUUAUCAUUACUGUUCUAUGUAUGAAAAUGUUUUGAUUUUGUUUCCAAAAUAUAAUAAGAAUAGCUACUUUAUAAACCAUAGUUUACUUUCAUCUUUCUUUUUGUCAAUUCCUAUGUACAGAUUUGGCUUUAUGAACAAAUAAAAUACCAAUGAAAUAGGGAUAAUGAUAGAUUUCAACGAAACAAUAACACACACACACACACUCUCUCUCUCUCACACACACACACUCAUUGUUUGUGCAUUCACUUUACAGUGUUUGUAUUUAUUUCUUGUUUGUCCUUUUAUAUUCCAAUUCAGCCUGAUUUGUAUAGUAUACACAAAUGAUUAUCUUUUCAAUAGAACAGUUGUUUGUAUCAUUACAGUGUUCUAUUCUAAAUAAGAAAACUAACACAAUCCAAUUACUCUUUUAAUAAAGAAGUAAAGAAAGAAAGAAAAGAAAUAGAAUGAUCUUAUUUCCUCUGUUUAACGUUCUUAGAUUUAUCUUUUGUGUUUAUUCUAAUGUUUUCUAUUUCAAUUGCUUCUUUCAAUGAUGAUGACGACGACGAUGAUGAUGAUGAGUAGGAGGAUGAUAUUUGUUCUUGUUAUACUUACCCAGUGAAUGACCAUCAUUAAUUAAAACUGUUUACUUCGGUUAUUUGAUAACAACUUCACACACACAAAACCAUACAUUCUUGCACACACACACACACACACACUACACACAAACACAUAUAUAUAUAUAUAUACAUGCAAUUAUUCAAUAUGUAAAAAUUAUUUAUUUUUCCCAACUUAUCUAUUCGUUGUCUUCGCUACUAUUUUAUUUAUUUAUUUAUUUACUUAUUGUGUUAUCUGUAUAGAAACAAAAAAGGAUUAAUGAGAACCAAAUGCUAAAUGAUUAUACAAACAAAUGAUGAUUAAUUUAAAGUUUUUUUUUUGUUCCUUUGUACAGAAGAUUUUAUUGAAAUAUGGUGAAUAAAAGUUAAAGUG